Lodderomyces elongisporus is the source of this 4143-nucleotide messenger RNA. RefSeq names its product cleavage/polyadenylation factor CFT1 (gene CFT1). The record is from RefSeq and is a predicted model, not a curated record. Gene Ontology annotation, cellular component: nucleus; mRNA cleavage and polyadenylation specificity factor complex. The transcript has a single exon. NCBI's taxonomy places the organism in Eukaryota, Fungi, Ascomycota, Pichiomycetes, Serinales, Debaryomycetaceae. Gene Ontology annotation, molecular function: nucleic acid binding; protein binding. Bases 1 to 4143 code for a protein of 1380 amino acids.
AUGGAUGCGUAUAAUGAGAUUCUUGACCCGUCGAGAAUAAGUAGCUGCGUUGGCUGCAAUUUUAUAUCUCCAAAAGAGAAAAAUUUGAUUGUUGCAAAAGGGACACUUCUCCAGAUAUUUGAUGUUGUACUCCUUAAACUGUCGACCAUUCAGAAACCUCAAUAUCGUCUUGCGUUGGUGCAACAGUUUAAGCUUCAAGGAUUGGUAACUGACUUGAAAGCUAUAAGAACUUCUGAGAAUCCCCACCUUGAUUACGUUGUUGUUUCAACAAAGUUUGCAAAGCUUUCAAUCAUAAGGUGGGACCAUGUGCAACAUACCAUAGCUACUGUCUCCUUACAUUAUUAUGAAAAUUGCAUACAGAACUCAACUUUUGAAAAACUAGCAAUGUCGGAAUUGACUGUCGAGCCAACAUAUAGCUCGGUGGCAUGUCUUCGGUAUAAAAAUUUAAUGUGUUUUUUGCCAUUGGAGGGAAUCGAAGACGAGGAUGAAGACGAUGAAAUAGACGAUAUAGAUGAUAACGACAAUGACGACGACGACGAUGAUGAUAAAGACAAAGACAAAGACAAAAACAUCGAUAUCCAAAUGAAAGAUGGAGCAAAAAAUGGACCCACUAGCAACAAAAAUACCAACACCAAUGGUCAUAUAAAAGAGUCACGACAGUUUUUUGAUUCAAGUUUUAUUAUUGAAGCUGGGAACUUGGAUUCUUCAAUUGAUACAAUCAUCGAUUUGCAAUUUUUACACAACUAUAGAGAUCCAACUAUAGCUCUUCUUUCAAGUAGAUCCCACUCUUGGGCAGGCUCUCUUCUCAAGAGCAAGGAUAAUGUACACCUUGAAGUCAUGUCGCUUGAUUUGCUGACUAAACUGUCAACAUCGAUUUUCAAGAUUGAAAAUUUACCAUACGAAGUAGAUCGUAUUGUUCCAUUAUCUGCUCCGUUAAACGGUUGUUUAUUGGUAGGAUGUAAUGAAAUUAUGCAUGUUGAUAAUGGAGGAAUUGCCAAGCGUAUAUCUGUGAAUGACUUCACUAGUUUAACAACUGCUUCAGUCAAGAGUAACCAGGAUCAAAGCAACUUGGGCCUUAAACUUGAAAAUUGUAGUGUCGUUCAAAUACCUGAUGAUCAUCGUGUCUUGAUCGUCACUGAGCAAGGCAGCUUCUACUUUGCUAAUUUUGAAUUAGAUGGGAAAUCCAUCAAACGUGUAUUUAUCGAUGUUGUUGAUAAAAAUAUGUACGAUAAAAUAAAGUUUACUUUUCCAGGGGAAAUUGCAGUGUUGAGCAAGAACUUGUUGUUUAUGUCUAAUCUUAAUGGAGAUAGUCCUCUAGUGCAAGUGAAGUAUAGAAACUCCAAGAUUCUCGAAGACACAAGGGGAACAAGAAGGGUUGAGAAAGGAAAAGGAGCUGAAAAAAAUAAAAAUAACGUGUCUUCUAAUGAAGUUGACGAUGACGAUGAUGACGAUGACGAUUUAUACAAGGAAGAAGAAGAAGAAGAGCAGCAAAAAGUGUUGAGCAAGUCUCAUAUUGAGUUUAUCUUACAGGAUCGACUAAUCAAUAAUAGUCCCAUAUCGACAUUCACUCUAGGAUUAUGCUCAAAAGAACGAUUCAAAUCCAACUUGCCCAAUCCUAGUUUCAACGAGGUCUCAGUUAUAUUCAAUUCAGGCUCGCAUGAGCAAUCAAAGAUUAAUGUCAUGACACCAACAAUUCAACCCAUAAUUUCCUCCUCGCUUACAUUCUCUCAGGUGAAUCGGAUGUGGAAUUUGAAUCAAAAGUAUUUAGUCACUUCCGAUGAUGUCAAUGAAAAAUCAGAAAUUUUUCAGAUUGAAAAGAGUUAUGCGCGGAUGAAAUCAAAGGACUUCAUUAAUAAUGAGAUUACAAUCAAUGUUCACGAACUCAAUAAUGGUAAGUUUAUUUUGCAGGUAACGCCAAAACAAAUUAUUCUUUAUGAUACGAAAUUUCGUAAGAGACUAGCACUAAGCGACGAGAUCAAAAAAGAUGACGAAGUAUUGAGCAGUACGUUGCGUGAUGAACUAUUGAUGAUUUUUUUGGCAAGUGGUGAUGUAAAAAUAUUUUCAAUCAACACUUACAAUGAAACCUAUUCAAACGUCAGCAUUCCAAAGAUUCUUGAUGAUACAAUUAUUACUACGGGGUACAUCACUAGUUCACAUUUGUUAAAUGCUGUGCUGAGGAAUGCGCAACUACUUUUGAACCCGCGAAAGAGAAGACAUGGCUCAGUUACACCUUUUGUGCCUACUGCUGACCCAACACCCCCAAAGAGUACGAAGCAAAAAAUUAUUAUAUUGGUCACCGGUGACAAUAGAAUCGUUGCAUUCAACAGACAUCAUAAUGAGAAAUGUUAUCAAUUGGACGAUGUCAGUAAAUUUAGCGAUGUGCUCAACCUAAAUUGUUUCAGCAUCGAACAAUACCCACCAGACCCAUUUAUCAAGCAAGUAAUUCUCAAUGAUUUGGGAGACAAAGAUCACAAGGAAGAGUAUUUAACGAUAUUGACUAUUGGUGGAGAAACCAUUUUGUAUAAGUUGUUUUUCGACGGUGAAAAUUAUGUGUUUAAAAAGGAGCACGAUUUGAAAAUUACUGGUGCACCAGAGAAUGCCUUUUCUAUGGGUACUUCAAUUGAAAGGAGAUUAGUUUAUUUUCCCAACUUGAAUGGUUACACCUGUAUCUUUGUUACUGGUGUCAUUCCUUUCAUCAUUAUUAAAUCUUUGCAUUCUAUACCACGGAUAUUCCAGUUUUCCAAGAUCCCAGCAGUGUCAAUCUCUGCAUUUUCUGAUUCCAAGAUCAAAAAUGGGUUGAUCUGUCUUGAUAAUAAUAAAAAUGCACGAAUUUGUGAACUAUCGCUAGAUUAUACUUACGAAUUCAAUUUGCCUAUAAAGAGAGUUGAUUUGGGAGAGCUGGUCAGGUCGUUAGCAUACCAUGAACAAUCUGAUACCGUGGUUGCUUCAACAUUCAAAGAAGUCCCUUACAAUUGUGUCGACGAAGAAGGCAACAUCAUCCCUGGUGUCGAUAAGGAAAAGCUUCCACACGCGCUGACAUUCAAAGGCUCGAUCAAAUUGAUUUCGCCACACAAUUGGACCGUUAUAGACUCUUUUGAUCUUGAAGAUAAUGAAGUUGGUAUGACAGUCAAGUCGAUGAUUCUUGAUAGAGGAUCUGGGGCUUCGUCAUUGAAAAAAUUCAAAAGUAAGCGUGAGUACAUUGUUAUAGGCACAGGUAAGCUCCGGAUGGAAGAUCUUGCUGCAAAUGGUUCGUUUAAAAUUUAUGAAAUUAUUGAUAUUAUUCCUGAACCUGGAAAACCAGAAACAAACCAUAAAUUUAAAGAGGUUUUCCAAGAAGAUGCUAGAGGAGCUGUCACUGCCAUUUGUGAUUUAAGUGGCCGACUAAUGGUUGGUCAGGGACAAAAAAUUAUUGUGCGAGAUAUCGAGGAUGAUGGAGUGGUUCCCGUGGCAUUUUUGGACACAUCUGUGUACAUAUCAGAAGCAAAGAGUUUUGGUAACUUAUUAAUUCUUGGUGACCCUUUGAAAAGUGUAUGGCUUGUUGGAUUUGAGGCCGAGCCGUAUAGGAUGGUGAUGCUUGGUAAGGACCGUCAGCAUUUAGAUGUUGAAUGUGCAGAUUUUAUUAUUAAGGACGAGGACAUUUUCAUCCUCGUUGCUGAUAACAAUAACUGUAUACACUUGAUCCAAUACGAUCCAGAUGAUCCGAAAUCAAUCAAUGGUACUAUAUUGCUUAAUAAGGCAUCGUUUGAGUUGAAUUCUGCGACAACAUGUUUGCGUUCUAUACCAAAGGGAGAAAAGGGGGACUACCAAAUUAUUGGAUCCACGCUUGAUGGUGCAUUGUACAAUGUCUUUCCGGUGAAUGAGUUCACAUAUAGAAGAAUGUACAUAUUACAGCAACAAAUAUCGGAUAAAGUGUAUCACUUUUGUGGUCUAAACCCUCGAUUAAACAGAUUUGGUGGUUCUGUGACAUUGCGUGAUCGGGAAACCAACACCAAGCCCAUUUUGGAUUAUGGUUUGAUUCGUCGCUUUUCGAAAUUAAACCUUGAUAGGCAACAACAAUUGGCUGGCAAAAUUAGUGUGCGAGGCGUGACCCAAGAGUUAUGGAAAGACCUUAUUGAAUGUGAAUACUCUUUAGAAGAUUUAUAA